Anisakis simplex (herring worm) is the source of this 1815-nucleotide messenger RNA. Lineage: Eukaryota; Metazoa; Nematoda; Chromadorea; Rhabditida; Anisakidae. The record is from the annotation of a GenBank genome assembly.
AUGGAUGUGUUGAAGGCUGAAAUUGAGAGGAAACGAAAACAGGUCAAAGAUGUGGUAGAUGAGGUUUCUGGUAAGAAAUAUUUCAAGCGAGGUGAACUUGUUGAGAAGCAGAAGCAGGCGUAUUGGCAGAAAUAUAAUAGUAAGCACGGCUUGUGCGUACAAUCAACCAGUAGCACCAACGAAGCAGUCAGUGAUAACGACUCAAAGAAAGAUACGAAUCAUGAAAGCAAGGAGAUCAUUGAUGAAUCCGAUGAUCUUUCUCGAGCCGAAGUUAUUCGACGCCUGCGUACCAGAAGUCAGCCGAUCACUCUGUUCGGUGAAUCCGAAUCUGAAUCAAGGGCGCGUUUACGGAAACUUGAAAUUGAACAGCCUGACAUGAAAGAGGGAUGGAAGAAUGAUUUUCAAUCGGCAAUGAGAGAAGUGGAUCAUGAACUUGUUGAAGAAGUUAUUAAAGGCGAGCAAAAUAGUGCAGGAAAACAUGAUGUUGAUAUGCCUGGAACAGCUGAAGACACAGACUGGGAGAGAAUCGAGGCGAACGCCCAGUUGUUGGGUGAAGGUGAUAAUCCCAACCGAGACUGCGAUAUCAUUCGAGAGUUUUUCAAUUACAUUUUAACACGUUGGGGUAAAGCGUUGAAUGCACGUGAUGAACUCAAGAAAAGGUCUGCGGAAGGGAAGCUAGCCGCUACAAUGCACAAACAAACAAUGGAGCAUUUACGACCCUUGUUGACCAGUCUUGAAAGGCAUACAACGAAUACGGAUAUCCGGGAACAUAUUGUCAAGAUAUGUCGAUUAAUCAUCAUCGAACGUGAUUACAUUAGAGCCAAUAACGCGUACAUGGAAAUGGCGAUAGGGAAUGCCCCCUGGCCCGUUGGUGUUACUCGAUCUGGUCUACAUCAAAGGCCUGGAUCAGCAAAAGCUUAUGUUUCGAAUAUUGCACAUGUUUUGAAUGAUGAAACUCAAAGAAAAUACAUUCAGGCGUUUAAACGUAUAAUGUCGCUAUGUCAACGUUAUUUUCCAACGGAUCCGAGUAAAUGUGUCGAAUAUGUCCGAAAUGAUCCGAAUUUGAAUGUCGAGAUAGACGAUAUUGAGGAUUGUUCGAUCCUACGAAGAACAGUGCCCGUAACGCACCAUAUUUAUGGAGUGCCGAGGACUAUCAAUUCGGCUAAUUAUAUCUAUUUUGUAGUACUUUCGAAGUGCUUGCAACUUCAAAACCCGAAAGCUGUCCAAAUAUUCACAGAUAGUCUGUUGGAAUUGCAUCGUGGUCAAGGACGAGAACUAUACUGGCGUGACACAGUGCAGUGCCCAACCGAAUCAGAAUAUGAACAAAUGGUUUUAGAAAAAACUGGUGGUCUUUUUAGUUUAGCGGUUCGUUUGAUUGAACUGUUCAGUAGCGAAAAAUACCAAUUUGCAUCAUUACUCAACAAUAUUGCGUUAUAUUUCCAAAUCAGAGAUGAUUACAUAAAUCUGUGUUCAACUGACUACGCGAAACAAAAAAGCUUCGCAGAAGAUUUGAGUGAGGGCAAAUUUUCGUUUCCAAUAGUAAUUGCGAUACGACGGGACGAUCCUGAUGAUGAAAUUUUGAAUAUUCUUCGGCGGAAAACCACAGAUUACGAAGUGAAAAAAUAUUGUAUAAGUUUAUUACACGAACGAGGAGCCUUCAGUUACACGCUGAAGCGUUUGCGAAAGCUCUAUGAAUCGAUCUUGACAGAUGUGAAAAGAUUAGGUGGUAAUAAGCAAAUUGAAAGUUUCAUGGAGGAUCUGAAUGGAGUAUUGGCUGAAGAUAGUGGCGGCAAAGAAACUAUCAACACUUCAUGA